Epithele typhae is the source of this 1251-nucleotide messenger RNA. RefSeq names its product FMN-linked oxidoreductase. The coding region runs from base 1 to 1251 and encodes 416 amino acids. The record is from RefSeq and is a predicted model, not a curated record. NCBI's taxonomy places the organism in Eukaryota, Fungi, Basidiomycota, Agaricomycetes, Polyporales, Epitheliaceae. The transcript has 4 exons. Gene Ontology annotation, cellular component: intracellular anatomical structure. Gene Ontology annotation, molecular function: NADP binding; NADPH dehydrogenase activity; FMN binding.
AUGCCUCCAGCCUACGAGAUCGCGCCCGCUCCAGGUGCUUCAUUUUUCACCCAUGCCCAGGUUCCCGUCGCCGGUACAGCGCCGGCUUCUGUCCAGAAGAAGGCCCUCCCGAAGCUAUUCCAGCCUAUCAAGAUCCGCGGAGUCGAAUUCCAGAACCGCCUCUGGGUCUCCCCAAUGGUGAUGAUGUCCGCCACCGCCGACGGCGAGAUGACGCCCUUCCACAGCGCGAUGCUCGGCGCCAAGUUCAUCCACGGCCCCGGCCUGACCUUCAUCGAGGGCACCCUCGUCUCGCCCGAGGGCCGAGGCACUCCGCACGACCUCGGGCUCUGGUCGGACGCGCACAUCGCCGGGUUCCGCGCCCUCGUCGACUUCGCGCACAGCCAGGGCCAAAAGAUCGGCGCCCAGCUCGCGCACUGCGGCCGCAAGGGCUCGCAGGCGCCGUUCUGGCACGCCGCGCACGAGCUCAUCCCGCCCGCGCGCGGCGGGUGGACGGACGAGUUCGUCGCGCCCUCGGCGCUCGCCUACGACCCGGGCCACGGCGGGGAGCGCGCGGUCCCGCACGCGCUCACCGUGCCGGAGAUCAAGGAGGUGGUGCGGACGUGGGCGGCGGCGGCGCGGCGCGCGGUCGCGGCGGGGGUCGACGUCGUCGAGGUCCACGCCGCGCACGGGUUCUUGCUGCACGGCUUCAUGAGCCCGGUGGCGAACGCGCGCACGGACGAGUACGGCGGGAGCUUCGAGAACCGGGUGCGGCUGCUCCUCGAGGUCGUGGACGCCAUCCGCGCGGUCAUUCCGGAGGCCAUGCCGCUGUUUGUGAGGGUGUCUGCGACGGACUGGCUCGAGGAGGUGCUCCCGGAAAAGAUGUCGUGGACGGUCGAGGACACCGUCCGCCUCGCGAAGCUUCUGCCUGACCACGGCGUGGACGUCCUCGACGUGUCGUCUGGCGGUAUGGACCACCGCCAGAAGAUCGAGGUGGUGAGCGCCGCCUACCAGGCGCACUUCUCGGAGGCGGUGAAGAAGGCCGUUGGCGACCGUCUCUUCGUCACUGCGGUCGGAGGGAUCAGGGAUGGGCACAUUGCGGAGGACGUGCUCCAGAAGGGCCAGGCGGACGCGGUGAUGGUCGGGACGGCGUCGUUGAAGAAUCCGGCGUUCGUUCUUGAGUUUGCGGAGCAGCUGGGCGUCGAGGUGAAGCCGCCGCACCAGGUAGACUGGGUCCUGUACGGGCGCGGAAGCAUGUGGAGGUGGAAGGAUUGA